Plasmodium inui San Antonio 1 is the source of this 4224-nucleotide messenger RNA. Its product is annotated as translation initiation factor IF-2. The record is from RefSeq and is a predicted model, not a curated record. Bases 1 to 4224 code for a protein of 1407 amino acids. NCBI's taxonomy places the organism in Eukaryota, Apicomplexa, Aconoidasida, Haemosporida, Plasmodiidae. The transcript has a single exon. Gene Ontology annotation, molecular function: GTPase activity; nucleic acid binding; GTP binding.
AUGUUCAGCGGCUGGUUGCUCGCACCAGCCAUAUUGCUCAUCUUACUAUAUAGCUCUCUCUGCGCAAACCCCAACUGCUACUACGCUUAUAAGUUACCCACGGGAAAAGUCAUCACUAGAGUAUUUAACCCAUAUGUGCAAUUAAGACAAAGGAAAGGUUCUUCCCUCGUUCGAGGGUACGACGAUGAUCGAGGUAAUUUCGUGGAAGCUAAAAGGACGGUUAGAAUUUCUGAUGGGGAUAUACUUAGGAGAGGUGACCCCUUGGGUUUCACACCAAAGGGGAGUAAACCCAGUGGUAGAAAUACAGCACGUAGUUUUAGCGAAGGGGUAGGGCUGACACAGACCAAGUGGCAUAACGGGAGAAGCACCUGGAGAAGUGUGAGUAGAAAAAAAAAUACAUAUCUGUUCCUGUUUAGGAGUGACCACAGUGUAUCUCCAUCCAUAGGGUGCAGCAGCAGGGGAGGGAACUCCGCCAUCUCUGCGAGACCCCGCAAAACAGUCGAGCGCAGCAAGGCCGAGGAAGCAAAUCCCACUGAAGACCAAGGAGGAGGCAACACUGAAAGCGUUACAGAUGCCGAAGUGAUAACUCCCCAGGGGGGAAAGUACAAAAAGAGGAAGUACACCGAAGUUAGAGACGAAAAGAAGAAAGGAAAUCUGCCAAACACCCAUGCGGAGCGGUUCACUGGGGUAGACCCCCCUUUGGAGAAAAAUGAAGGGAAGCGGGGGAAAGGCGUGACAAAGCUUGGAAGCAAGUUAAUACGUGGUGAAGCCAGUGAUUCGAAGGAGGCAGUUAGAGAUGAUUCGAUGAGAAGAAGCACCACCCAAUUGAGGAGUAAUCAAAGGCUCAAAUAUGAACCUCUCUCCACCAUUAAUCCUGAAAGUGUCCGCAGCACAUACGAUGAAGCCAUACCAGCGUCGUAUUACCAAAGGAAGGGAAGCGAAAAGGAGGCAAGUUACAAAGACUGCCAACGGGAAAGCGGCGGAAUGCAUGCAUACAGAUACCCCCUCCCAAAUGAGAGCCAUUCUAAAUUGAGGACCCCCGAGGGCGAUACGCCCAGCGAAGACAACGUCGGGAAAACCCUCGAAGGGGAAGUCUACUCAGUCAGCCCGAACGCAGUUCUAGUGAAGAUAAAAAAUACAGACCACUUCGGAAUGCUCUUUAAAAGCAGAUGUAACUUUGGAGACGAUGUUGGAGAUCUGAAUGAAUACUUCAAGGUGGAGCAGAAAAUCUUUGUCAAAGUUUUAGGCAUAAAUAUGAAAAAAAAAUUGUACUACUUAGCUAACAUAAUUAAAUACAAUCCAGAUGUGAAAUUGAAGACAGGAGACACGUCAAAGGGGUUGAUUACUAAAUUGUGUGAGUCGUACCUAUUUGUUAAGAUUCUGAAGAAUGGCACCACUGGGUAUCUCCACAAGUCGAAAUUGUUUCCCCCAUCUGUCCCGCAUAUGGGGGAGGAGAAGAACAAGCAACAACCGCAAGAGGGGGAGCCACAAAAGGCGGAGCAACACAAGGGGAGACAUAACCACAGGUGGGACGUCUUACUAAAAAUGGCACAAUUUACACGGCUGUUUAACAUCUGGGACAUUAUAGACGUCGAAAUUUAUGAUCGGCCUGAUGUGAACUUUAAGUCCAACUAUAUAUUAACCAUCCCGGAGGAGUCCAAGACGUUUGACAAAGUGCUCUCCUAUUUUGACUCCCUGUCGGGGGGCAUCCCGCACGAGGGGGAAGUGAAUCAUUCAGGGGGAGAGACGUCUGUGAAUCAGGGAGGGGAAGAGGCGUCUCUGAAUGAAGGCAAGAAGGACCCAUUUGUUAAUCACCUAGGGGGGGACCCCUUGGAGGAAUCCUCCGAUGGGGAUGCAGCCGACCACAGGAAGAGGAGAAGCAGGACGAGUCACUCGAGGGAGGCACACCAUACAGACAGGACGAGUCAUCAACAUUAUACCAGCCCAACUCAUGAGGAACAGAGAACCUGCCCCCCCCGUGGGUUCCCUUCUUUAAGAAAAAACAAAGAGGCGCUUCAUAAAGAUAGAGCAUCCGCGAAGUUCUGUCGAGUGCCCGAAAAUGCCAGCUUGUCCGUUUUCUCGAAGAUGACAAAAAUAUCCUUGUCCGCGUUGAAAAAAUUUUUUAUAAUCAACGAGAGUAGGGAGUACCAUUCGGGGCAUACACUGAGUGCGGAUCAGAUGAGAAAAGCUAGUGAGCAUUUUAACGUCAGCUGUGUGGUCGACGUUGGCGAGGGGUCCGUAGCGGAAGGUGCCAAAUUGGAAAGCAGCAUAGUGGACGGCGGCGUAGUGGAAGACGCGGUUACCCCCGGUGUCUCUCCAACGAGAGAAAGCGACAACGAAGAGGAGGAAGUUCAAACCGAUGGGAAGGCAAAGCCAAAUGGGGAAAUCAAAUUGGGGCUAAACAAUGCCCGUGUUGCGAGUAAGCCGCGUAUUGCCUGCCCGACAGAGGAUCCAACCGAGAAAAGUAAAAAGCGGAACAUUGUAGUGACCUUUAUCGGGCAUAUCAACCACGGAAAAACGUCACUCUUCGAUUACAUAUGCAAAACGAAGGAGAGGGACAAGGAAAAGGGACUGAUAACCCAAAAUAUAAGAGCGUUCAAAGUGAAAUCGAAAGGUAACGAUUUCACAUUUACACUGAUUGAUACCCCAGGGCAUGAAGCCUUUAUGCCAAUCCGAAGCAGAGGAGUGAAAAUAUCCGAUCUGAGCAUUUUAGUAAUCUCUGGAGAAGAAGGAAUACAGGAACAGACAGUGGAAUGUAUCAAACUGAUUAAAGAGCAUCACAUCCGAAUUGUAAUCGCAGUUACGAAGAUGGACUUGCCAAACGUAUCGGUGGAUCGAAUUAUUAAUGAUCUUCUGCAUCAUGAAAUUUACACCGAAAUGAAUGGUGGAGACGUGCAGGUGGUUCCUUGUUCCAUUUUGAAGGCAGAAUCUAUGGACAAGCUGGUAGAUGCAAUAUAUUUAGAAUCCGAAUUUUUAGACUUACCAUUAGAGGAGAGUAAAGAUUGCCAAGGAGUUAUCCUUGAUUCGUAUAUUGACAAGAAUGGAAUCGUGUCCAUUAAUCUAGUCCAGAAUGGAACCCUCCGGGUGAAUGAUUACUUCUACACAGGAUCGUCCUACGGGAAGGUGAAGAUAAUGAAGGAUCAUCUCAACAAGAAGGUAAAAUCCGCGUGCGCCUCCGACCCAGUGAUGGUCGUAGGUUACGAAAAGAACUCCGUGCCUGUCGCAGGAGACCGAUUUUAUGUGGUACAGAACGAGACAGUCGCGGAGCAAAUUGCACAGCACCACAAGAAUGAGUUGCUCGCUUCACAGAUGCGGGGCUUUAGCUACGGGCAGGAGGAUGGAAACCUCGAUCGCUACAGAGAUUAUAUCAUUAAUGAGGGCUCCUUUACUCCCGAUGAGGAACAGAAGCAGAAUGGUGAGGAGGCAAAUCCGAAUGAUGGGGAGCCAAAGCAGGAUGGUGGGGAGAAGAACCCACAGUUGGAAGAAAGCACAACCCAAGAAAACUCCCCCCAAGUGGAAGAUACCACCGGAGAACCCCCCCCACAGGGAAGCAACAACGAAAAAGAGGGUGCUAAUCAUUUUGGAGAAAAUGACCCCAAGACAGUGUACGUCAGCUACUUCGUCAAAUGUGAUAAGCAAGGCACGAUUGAUGUUUUAAAAAAUUGCCUCCUAAAGUUAGAAGUGAAGGAUACACUGCACCGAGUUCGAAACAAAAUUGUUUACUCCAGCAUCGGAGACAUCACAGCCAGUGACAUUACUUAUGCUAGAAGUUUCGACGCCAUUAUUAUUGGGUUUAAUGUUAAGCUCUCCAAGAGCUGCCCGAAGAAUACGAAACAGAUGCUGAGUUCUGGAAAAUCCAGCUGCCGAAUUAUCUAUGUGAAUGUUUUAUACGAUCUGAUUGAUCAGGUCGAAGAUCUAAUGAAGGAGAAACUGAGUUCCAAGCCGAGGGGCACAUACAAAGGGCAGGCAACCAUUUUAAAGGUUUUCAAUGUAUCUAAGUUGGGGAAGGUAGCCGGGUGUGUUGUCAACAGUGGCACCGUUAACAACCACAGCAAUGUCAGAAUUUUGAGGAACGACCAAGUCAUCCACAUUGGAAAGAUCGUGUCGCUUAAGAUUGGCAAAGAGGAGAAGGAGGAAGUUAGCCAGGGCGAUGAGUGCGGCAUGGGUUUUGAGAACUUCGUAGACUUUCUCCCGGGGGACAAGGUGGAGUCGUACCAAGAGUAG